AUGGUCACGACAUUGAAGAGGGAGCUCCAGGAUAUCGUUCAGUAUCGCAAUGCCUACUUCCUUGCGUUUUCGGCGACCACAGGAUACGUCUGCUUCGGAUGGGACAUUGGUUUAAUAGGUGGUGUGCUCGCAUUGCCGUCAUUUCAAGAGUAUUUUGGUCUGCUCUCGGAAUCAGCGUCUGCACGUGCCAGCUUGAGCGGAAAUAUUGUUUCGGUCCUGCAAGCAGGCGGAUUUUUUGGGGCAUUAUCUUCGAGUUACUUUUCGAGUCGAUUUGGGAGGAAGCCUAUCCUGUUAGCUUCUGCAAUCAUCUACCUCAUUGGAAGCAUCAUCCAGUCAACGACCGGAAUUGGAAUGUCGCCAAGUGUCGGACUGAAAGUCUUGUACUUCUCUCGUUUCUUCAGUGGCGUCGGAGUCGGUUUGAUGUCAGCGCUGGUGCCGUCGUACGUGUCUGAAUGUGCGCCGAGAGCUAUACGCGGUCGAUGUACAGGCAGCAUCGAAGUCGCUGUGGGAUUGGGAAAUAUGCUGGCUUUUUGGGUCAACUAUAGCGUCUCUCUCAACAUUUCACCAGGAGAAAUGCAGUGGCGCUUGCCAUUCAUUGUCCAGAUUAUACCUGGGGCACUCUUCCUGUUUUUUAUGCUUUUCCAACCCGAGUCUCCCCGUUGGCUUGUCGAACAUGGCCGCUACGAGGAAGCAGCUGCAGCCCUCGCAUAUAUCACGAGGAAGAAACCCUCUGAUGAUGCUGUCGUGCUCACUCUCAGCGAGAUCCGUGCUGAUUUCGUUGGGAAGCACAAACUGUCGUUGCUCGCACAAUUUCGCAAGAUGGGAGAAUCGAAAGUCAUAGCUCUGCGCUGCAUCAUCCCUUCUAUCGCCACCUUCUUCCAGCAGUGGUCCGGCACGAACGCGAUCAAUUACUACAGUCCUCAAAUAUUUGCCGGCCUCGGUUUUUCAUCUACUUCCUCGACCUUAUUUGCCACCGGUAUCUAUGGUGUCGUCAAAUUUGUUGCGACAUGCAUAACUCUUGCUUUCGUCAUCGAAAGUUGGGGUCGGAAGAGGACUUUGAUUUAUGGCGGCGUAGCGCAGGGUUUGAUGAUGCUUUGGAUUGGUGGCUACACUGGUGUCCACCCAAAACAGGAUGUUGUACCAGCAACCUACGUUUCUAUUGUCGCCGUAUAUCUCUACGGCGUCUUCUUUUCUCUAGGAUGGGGAUUUACUCCCCUGGUCCUCGGCUCUGAAGUUGCCCCAGGCCAUCUCCGUACGGCCGUUAUGUCCCUUGCAUCCGGAAUGACCUGGCUGUUCACCUACGUCAUCACCCAAAUCACGCCCACCAUGCUCGACCGCAUAACCUAUGGAACGUACCUUGUGUUCGGCGUCGCUUCAUUUAUAAUGGCAGUAUGGGUGUAUAUCUUCAUACCCGAGACGACUGGAUACCCAUUGGAAGAUAUCAAAUAUUUGUUCGAGCAGGACAUCAUUGUUCGCUCGCUAGAAGACGCCCCUGGGGGUUGGAUGUUCCUUGGGAGCCGCCGCGCCGUCUCCGUAGAAGAGCUGAAAGCCCUCGAUGCACUUCCGCCGAAUAGUCCCAAGGAGAUUUUGGAGGAGUUGAGGUCGGGCUCGGAGGAAGAGUCCGCACAGGGUCAUUCCCUUAGAAAUUCACAAAAGUUGGAGGAUCCUCUCAUCAUAUGA
Molecule: messenger RNA, 1680 nt
Organism: Suillus paluster
Lineage: Eukaryota; Fungi; Basidiomycota; Agaricomycetes; Boletales; Suillaceae
Product: general substrate transporter
Exons: 3
Coding region: 1-1680 (559 amino acids)
Biological process (GO): transmembrane transport; carbohydrate transport
Cellular component (GO): membrane
Molecular function (GO): carbohydrate:proton symporter activity
Source: RefSeq, a predicted model, not a curated record